Lachancea dasiensis is the source of this 954-nucleotide messenger RNA. Lineage: Eukaryota; Fungi; Ascomycota; Saccharomycetes; Saccharomycetales; Saccharomycetaceae. The record is from the annotation of a GenBank genome assembly.
AUGGGAAAUCCAACCGCUUUCUCGUGCUGUAAUUCUCAGGUUUACAGUACCAAUGUCAGCGACAUUAAAAUCAAUGCUGUUAUCUCUCUGACCAGCAAUACCUAUACCACGACUUUGACGGCAGGCGUUAGCUAUCCCAUAAGGGUCGUAGCUGCGGGCUUGACGUCCAUUGUAGGGUUAUUUUCUUACAAGGGCCCAGGCAUGAUUUUCACCAGUUCAAACUUCGGUUCUCUAGUAUCCUGGUAUAGUGACACAGGAUCAUGUCCAAAAAUACAGACUACCAUAACCGGUGGUGUGGCAGGGACUAAAGUUUGGUCAGGGACAAAAACAUCCACUUCAACAUCUACUAUUCUAGCUACUGGGACGGAUGGGCAUGUAACCGAAACUGACGUGUAUUAUGUCCUAACGCCAACAACUGUAACUUUGAGAAGUUCUGUUUUGACGCCAUGGGGUGGAUCUCAAACAUCCACUUAUUCUACAAGUUUCACAACUUUGACUGGAGCAGAUGGUAUAAAAACAGUGGAGACCGUGUACUACGUGGAAACUCCAAUAGUGAAUGUUCUGAGCACGACAAUCCAACCCUGGAGUGGGUCAGAGACAUCGACGUAUUCUACAAGCUUCACAACUUUUACAGGAUCAGACGGCAAAGAAACGGUGGAAACUGUGUACUACGUGGAGACUCCAAUAGUGAAUGUUGUGAGCACGACGGUCCAACCAUGGUCCGGAUCUGAGACCUCGACAUAUUUGACAAGCCUGGCUACUUCUACAGGAGAGGACGGAAAAGAGACAGUGGAAACUGUGUACUACGUGGAAACUCCUAUUGUCAAUGUUGUGAGCACGACGGUGCAGCCAUGGAGUGGGUCUGAGACCUCAACUUAUUCAACAUCCUCACUACUCACGACGAUGGCAAGGAAACGGUGGAAACUGUAUACUACGUGGAGACUCCGAUCGUGA